Molecule: messenger RNA, 832 nt
Organism: Saitoella complicata NRRL Y-17804
Lineage: Eukaryota; Fungi; Ascomycota; Saitoellomycetes; Saitoellales; Saitoellaceae
Exons: 2
Coding region: 181-783 (200 amino acids)
Source: RefSeq, a predicted model, not a curated record
AACGAGACGGUUACAAGAAAUCGUCGUCGCGAUGCGGGUCCUCGUGAGGUAUCUCUACCUCGCACGACGAAUCGAGGGAGUAAAAGUCGGGGAGAGUGGAGUCGAGGGCGACAGUGGGGUACAAGUCGCAAUGACCGUAUCCGAACUGAGUACGUCGGCCCCCACACCCCAAACAACCACAUGAACGCCAAGCUAACACAGAAAACACCCAUAGACCACCUCCUCCGCACUCACCCAAUCCUCCCAACCCUCCUCCCAAUAACACACCACACCCCCCACCUCCACACCCUCCACCACGCCCUCCUCACAAACUCCACCCGCACCCUCCGCACACCCUCAACCCCUCCCGCUCUCAUCCACUCCAACCUCCACAUCCUCAAAAUCCUCGCGCCGCAGGCACAUGUGGAGCAGAGUGUGUUGACCGCGUUGGAUGCGUAUGUCGCGUUUGGGGUUCGGGAGUUUGCGGGCGGCUUGGACGGGGCACGGAGAGCGGGUAGUGACGCUGCGAUACUCAGGGCUAUCACGACAGCGAUCCAAUCCCUCCGCCCCCCAGCCCAACUAGCAGAAUCCCUAUCCACGGCAACCACAUCCCUCUCCAUCUCGGUCGCGGCAUUAUCGGGUGUUUCGCCUAUUUCGUAUUUCUGGCGUGAGGCGGGAGGGGAGUGUGGUGUGAAAUUGAGGGAGAUGGUGAGAAGUCAUGCCGGGGUGAGGGGGUUGUUGGGGAGGUUGUUGGGUGGGGGGAUGAGAGGGGGAGGGAGAGGGCGGUUGUGGCGGGGUGGUUGAGUGGGAGAUAGGAUAUGCACUAUCAUUAUUACUAUUACGUACCGCACUG